GAUUUUGAUUUAUUAGAAAUGUUUAUUAUUUUGUAUGUGUCUGUUUAGUGAGGACUUUUAUUUUGAAAAGUAGUCACUUAUACUCUCUUAGUUCAGGAAACAGGAAAUGUGAGUAGUACUGCAGUAGUUCAUCAAAAUGUGGUAGCUGUUUGGCUAAUCCUUAAACAUCAUCCUUCUUUGCAUCUGUUAGACGCAACGUCUUUUCACAGUUGAUUCAUAAACUUCAUAAACGACUUGACGUCUCCAUCGAGGUUUUUUGAGUGACUGUUUAACUUACUGGAUAGUUAGAUGCCAGAAGUCUAAUAAGGCCAGUACAGUGAAAAGACGUUAAUACAUCAGACUGAGAAGGACGUUCAUGAAUCACAUGGAAUCAAGGUUUAAAUAUUCCAAAGAUUCUACCACAUCAACCUGAUUUUUUGCAUGUGAUCAAGUCUCAUAUAAGUAUGGCAGAAGGUCAGACAGAUUUAGUGGAUCUUAAAGGCACAGCUGAAGAUGUGCACUCUGUCAGCACACGUUCCUCAAAAACAUCCAGACGUUCUUCAAGAGCAUCCAGUUGUCACUCAAGUGCCAGCAUAGCUGUUUUCAAGGCACGAGCAAAAGCAGAAGCCGCACAAGCCAGAGCAGCGUACGCUAAAAAAGAAAUAGAAUUGAAAGUUGAACAGGCACGUCUUCAAGCAACACUGGAAGCUUUGCAAGAAGAGAAGGAAAAGGAUGCUGCUUUGGCAGAAGCCCAGGUACUGGAAGAAGCAUUUCUGGAAACAGAACGUAGUGCAGCCAGUAGAGUAUCGGUGCCUGUUCCCAUCGAGGACAGCCGGAAUCGUACAGCAAAUUAUGUAAAAAUACAAUCUGAGAUUAGUAGUGGUACACUGCCCUCUAGUGGAGAGAAAGAAACGCAACCAAAACUUCAAUCUUCUCAAUUUGUUAGUCCAAUUAAAAGUGAAACUGAUUUCAAGGACUUACCAAUUAGUUCACAAAACAUGGACUUUAGUGUAGACAUGUUUCAAGAUGCCACCCAAACGCAGGCUUCUCCUCGUCGCUACCAAAUACAGAGUGGACCUUCUGAUAAAGGAGAUUCCUUGUCCAUUACCUAUGACCUUGCAAAGUAUCUAGCUCGUACACAGCUUGUGUCAGCGGGGCUUACUUAUUUUGAUGAUAAGCCCAUUAAUUACUGGGCAUGGAAAUCAUCUUUCCAGGGUGCAAUUUCUGGUCUGGGUCUUUCACCAGCAGAAGAACUAGAUCUCUUGAUUAAAUACCUGGGUAAAGAAUCUUCUGAGCAUGCACGGAGACUGAAAGCUGUUAAUAUCAGAAGCCCGGCAGCUGCACUGAUAAUGACAUGGCAGAGACUUGAGGAAAUAUACGGUUCUCCAGAAGCAAUUGAACUUGCUCUUUUUGCUAAACUGGAAAACUUCCCAAGAGUAACAAACAAAGACCCACAAAAGCUUCGAGAUUUAGGAGACAUCCUCUCUGAACUAGAAGCUGCAAAGCUUGAGGGAUACUUACCAGGUCUGGCAUAUUUGGACACUUCUAAGGGAGUGAACCCUAUUGUUGAGAAACUUCCCUAUAAUAUUCAAGAAAAAUGGAUGUUGUUUGGAUCUAAAUAUAAACAAGAGCAUCGUGUUGCUUUCCCACCUUUCUCAGUGUUUGCAAAUUUUGUCCGCUCAGAAGCAAAAGCACGCACAGAUCCCAGUUUUAGUACGUUUCCUCAUGCAAAAUAUGAGAAAGGAGAAAGAUUCGAGAAACAAAGACAAAUUCCAAUAUCCGUUCACAAGACUCAAGUUAGUACCUCAACUAAAGUACAAUCUGAACAGAAAAAGAGAUCAGUUAGUCCAAAUCAGAUUUGCCCAAUGCAUGGAAAACCUCAUCCUUUAAGAAGAUGCAGAGGGUUUAGAGAGAAAUCUCUACAAGAGAGGAUGCAGUUCCUGAAAGAGCAGUCUGUGUGUUACCGUUGCUGUUCUUCUACAGGCCAUAUCGCCAAAAACUGCACUGUGGAAAUUCAGUGCAAAGAAUGCGGUAGUGACCAUCACCUUUCAGCUCUUCAUCCAGGUCCUGCACCAUGGAAAUCGCAGGCAUUUACCCCUACCUCAGAGCAUGGCGGGGAGAGAGAUCAAUCAGAUAGUCAUGAAGUUACAUCUGAAUGCACAGAAGUCUGCGGAGAAGGUCUGAGUGCGCGGUCUUGUUCAAAAAUUUGUCUAGUUUCUGUUUAUCCAGCUGGACAUCAAGAGAAAGCAAAGAGGAUGUACGCUAUCCUAGAUGAGCAAAGUAAUCGGUCUUUGGUUAGAAAAGAUUUCUUUGACAUCUUCAACAUCAAAACAAGUCCAUUGCCCUAUACAUUAAAAACCUGUGCAGGCCUUCUAGAGACAGCAGGUAGAAGAAUUUCUGAUUUCAUUGUGGAAUCCAUUGAUGGAAAGAUAAGUCUACCUCUACCUUCUCUUUUAGAAUGCAAUCAGAUUCCAAACAAUCGUACAGAGAUUCCGACUCCUGAUGCAGCGUUCCAUCACAGCCACCUGAGACACAUAGCACAGGAAAUACCACCUCUUGACUCUGAUGCAGAGAUUCUUCUAUUACUGGGCAGAGACAUCCUUCAAGUGCACAAAGUGCGCCAACAAAUUAAUGGCCCAAAUAAUGCCCCCUUCGCUCAAAAACUGGAUUUUGGCUGGGUUGUCGUCGGGGAUGUGUGUCUCAAAGGAGCUCAUAGGCCACCUUCAGUUCAUACUUUCAAGACUUUUAUCUUGGAAAGUGGCCGUCACAGCUUUCUGAGUCCAUGCUACAGUCAAAUCAAGGUAAAAGAGAAGUUGGAUGUUAAUCCACAACGGCAACAAUCUCUAGAAGCCUCACUCAAGGACCCCUUUCUGUUCGUGUCUGAAGGUGAAAACAUAGGUUGUUCAGUUUUCUCCUAUACAGCGAAUGAUCAUAAGAUUGCUCCAUCUGUGGAAGACACUAGGUUUCUCCAGAUCAUGGACAAAGAGGUCUUCCAAGACAGCUGUAAUAGUUGGGUUGCUCCGUUACCUUUUCGAGAGCCCAGACAAAGUCUACCUAACAACAAAGACAAUGCAUUGAAACGUCUUCUUGCACUGAGACAUACUCUUAACAAGCGACCACAAAUGAAAGCACAUUUCCUGGAAUUUAUGGACAACUUGCUAAAAAAUGAGCAUGCAGAGAUUGCACCGCCUCUCAAGCAUGGUCAGGAAGUGUGGUACUUGCCGCUGUUUGGAGUGUAUCAUCCUAAGAAGCCUAAUAAAAUACGUGUUGUUUUCGAUUCAAGUGCGCCCUUUGAAGGAGUUUCACUAAACAGUGUGCUUCUCACAGGCCCUGAUUUGAAUAACAGCUUGCUAGGAGUCCUGAUGAGAUUCCGUAAAGAGCCUGUGGCUAUUACUGCUGACAUACAGCACAUGUUUCAUUGUUUUCUGGUAAGGGAGGAUCAUAAGGAUUAUCUUAGGUUCCUGUGGUACAGAAACAAUGACCUUAACAGUGAGAUUGUGGAUCACCGAAUGCGUGUGCAUGUUUUCGGGAAUAGCCCAUCACCAGCAGUGGCUAUCUAUGGCCUACGGAGAGCAGCCAAAGAAUAUGAAGAGAGUUUCGGCAGUGACACCAGAAAGCUGGUGGAGAAGGAGUUUUAUGUUGAUGACAUGCUGAAAUCGUGUGCUACAGAGGCAGAGGCGAUCGAUCUUCUCAAACGUACACAAGAGAUGCUUGCAGUGUCUAAUCUUAGACUGCACAAGAUUAUCUCCAACUGUCCAAGCGUGAUUGAAGCUUUUCCUUCGGAAGAUCGUGCUGAUGGAAUUAAGGAUCUGCAACUUUUCUCAAAUGGUCUUCCUAUCCUACGUAGCCUUGGUGUGUCCUGGAAUGUUGCAACAGACACUUUUGUGUUUCAUGUUUCAGAUGAUGACAAGCCUUUCACUCGGAGAGGAGUUCUAUCUACUGUGAAUGGCUUGUAUGACCCUCUUGGAUUCCUUGCGCCUGUUACCAUACAAGGGAGGUUACUGUUGAGGGAACUUACCAAACAAGGCGAGAGCUGGGAUUCACCUUUGCCAGAGGACAUGGAGGCUGAGUGGAGAAAAUGGAAAAAUUCUCUUCAAGAUUUAAAAGAGCUUCAAAUACCACGUGCUUGCACAUCCAUCCCUUUGUCUGAUGUCCAGAGUAAAGAACUUUGUGUUUUUGCGGACGCAUCAGUCAAGGCUAUUGCUGCUGUAGGAUACCUGAAGGUGACAGAUCAUCAUGGUCACACAGAUGUUAACUUCUUGUUUGGAAAAUCCAAAUUAGCACCACAGCCAGAUAUUACUGUUCCAAGACUGGAGUUGUGUGCUGCUGUAUUAGCAGUGGAGAUUGCAGAGUUGAUUGUGGAAGAGAUGGACAUAACCUUCGAUCAUAUCUGGUAUUACACUGACAGUAAAGUAGUACUAGGCUACAUUUGUAAUCAAACUCGGAGGUUCUAUGUCUACGUGAACAACCGAGUUCAACGAAUCCUAAAAUCCAGUUCACCAGCACAAUGGCAAUAUGUUCCCACAGAACUUAACCCAGCAGAUCACGGAUCUAGAUCUGUACCUGCAGCUUUCUUAGGUUCCACUUCGUGGCUCACAGGCCCACGCUUCUUGCAUAAUUCCCAGUUUCAGUCUGAAUCACAGGAAUCAUUUGAGCUUGUGGAUCCAGCCUUAGAUUCUGAGAUACGUCCACAAGUGUGUACAAACCUAACUGAAGUUCCCAAGUCCACAUGGAACUCUGAGAGAUUCAGCAGAUUCUCUAACUUUAACACUCUCAUUAGAGCAAUAGCACGUCUGAUUCACAUUGCCAGUUCUUUCUCCAAACACUCAAAAGAUGAUAGUUGUAGAGGAUGGCAUAUUUGCUGUAAAGGUCCUACUGAAGAAGAGCUGGAAAAAGCGAGAAUUCUCGUGUUGAAAAGUGCUCAAUAUGAGAGUUAUCCAACAGAGAUUCAGAGAAUCGUUGCCACUCAUAACCUUCCUCGUAAGAGUGUGUUGAGGAAACUAUCUCCUGUCCUUGACAACAACGGCUUACUUCGAGUAGGUGGGCGUAUCGUGAGGUCAGAUCUGGGAACUUGUGAAGUCAACCCUAUCAUCAUCCAAGGUACACAUCAUGUGGCAACACUGAUUGUACGGCAUUACCAUGAGGCUGUGAAACAUCAGGGCAGACACUUCACGGAGGGUGCUGUCAGAGCUGCUGGAUAUUGGCUAGUAGGAGGUAAAAGGUGCAUACGUAGUCUGCUUUUCAAGUGUGUAACCUGUAAAAGACUGCGAGGGAAGACAGGACAUCAGCAGAUGUCUGAUCUGCCUGUGGAACGGUUGACAAUAGCUCCACCCUUUACCUAUGUGGGUGUUGAUGUUUUCGGACCAUGGGAAGUGACUGCUCGUAAGACCAGAGGAGGUCAAGCUAAUUCCAAGAGGUGGGCAGUUAUGUUUUCAUGUAUGUGUACAAGAGCAGUUCACAUCGAAGUGAUAGAGGCAAUGAGCUCUAGUAGUUUCAUUAAUGCCUUAAGAAGAUUUUUCGCAAUCAGAGGGCCAGUUAAGCAUCUAUAUUCAGAUCGUGGCACAAAUUUCGUUGGAGCUUCUCGAGAACUCAGAAUGGAUACAUCUUGUGUCAAUUCGGAGAAUGUGCAGAAAUAUUUAAAAGAACAGCAUUGCACCUGGAUAUUCAAUCCCCCUCACGCCUCUCAUAUGGGCGGCCACUGGGAGCGAAUGAUUGGGAUUGCUCGUCGCAUCCUUGAUUGCAUGUUACUUGAUGAGAGAAAUUACCGUCUCACACAUGAGGUCUUGACGACAUUCAUGGCGGAAAUUACUGCAGUGAUGAAUUCACGGCCUUUAAUCCCAGUUUCUUCCGACCCUGAAUUUCCCUUUAUUCUCACCCCCGCUACUCUUUUGACACAAAAGACUGGUGCAACACCUCCCCCUCCCGGAGACUUUGGGAAUAACGAGUUGCUCAGGGAAGAAUGGAAACAAGUACAAAGGUUAGCAGACAUCUUCUGGACAAGGUGGAAAAAGGAAUACCUAAGUACUUUGCAAUCCCGACAAAAGUGGCAAGACAAAAAAUCUAAUUUGAAAGAGGGUGAUAUUGUCUUGGUAAAGAACAUUCAAGUUAACAGAAAUGAGUGGCCAAUGGCAAUUGUUGAGAAAACUUCACCAAGCAAAGAUGGACUGGUGAGGAAAGCUGAUAUUAAAGUGACUAAGGAUGGCAUUCAAAAAAUAUUGUCACGUCCUGUCUCCGAACUUAUCCUUCUUCUGUCUCCAGAUGGAUAAACUGAUUUGGGAUUCUUAAAAUCCCAGGCGGGGAGUGUGCUGGACUGAAUUGAUUUUGAUUUAUUAGAAAUGUUUAUUAUUUUGUAUGUGUCUGUUUAGUGAGGACUUUUAUUUUGAAAAGUAGUCACUUAUACUCUCUUAGUUCAGGAAACAGGAAAUGUGAGUAGUACUGCAGUAGUUCAUCAAAAUGUGGUAGCUGUUUGGCUAAUCCUUAAACAUCAUCCUUCUUUGCAUCUGUUAGACGCAACGUCUGUAAGUACAUAGUGUUAAAUUUAUUGUGUGAUUCUUUAAGAAGGUUAUUUUGACAUUAAGAUGGAUAUUUUCUUAGCUUAAUUAUCUUUACAUAAUCAUUGUUAAUAAUUUCAUACUUAGUAAUUGUAUCCUUUGUGUAUUUUACAGUUUCACAGUUGAUUCAUAAACUUCAUAAACGACUUGACGUCUCCAUCGAGGUUUUUUGAGUGACUGUUUAACUUACUGGAUAGUUAGAUGCCAGAAGUCUAAUAAGGCC
This is a messenger RNA of Carassius gibelio (silver crucian carp), 6753 nucleotides long. RefSeq lists its product as uncharacterized. Gene Ontology annotation, biological process: DNA integration. Lineage: Eukaryota; Metazoa; Chordata; Actinopteri; Cypriniformes; Cyprinidae. The transcript has 2 exons. Gene Ontology annotation, molecular function: nucleic acid binding. The record is from RefSeq and is a predicted model, not a curated record. The coding region runs from base 444 to 6245 and encodes 1933 amino acids.